CUACGCAUUCACAUCUUUACGACUUGAACGACUCUUGGGCAGGGAUGGCGUCUCCUCCAUCUUUCUCUUCUUUCCCCGACCUUCCUGCUGCCAGCAGUAAGGCAGGACAGGACCCACAGGCCGAACAUGUCCCAACCUUUUCAUCUUUCCCCGACCUCCCGAAACCUUCCAUGUUUUCAAGAGAUGAUGGCCAUAGACAAAAGAGGGAUAAUGAAAGAGAAGAUCUGGACAAGAUAGAUCGACGAAAGAGGAAAGAUAAGGAAGAUGGGCGAGAAGAAAGGGUUGACCGGCGGCGGAGAAAUCGACAUGGCGAGCGUGAGCGUGAACGUUCUCGGAGCAGAGAACGGCGGCACGGCGACCGGCACCGGCAUGACAAGGAUGGCCACCGAGAUCAAUCACCAGAACGGCGGAAGAAGGAGGAGCGCCGGAGACGGGAACGUGAGGAAGCUCAGGCUCUUGUCCGAGGCGAUGUCAAGCGGCCAGAGGAAAGGACUAGCAAGAGUAGAGAGAGAGAGAAGAGUGAGGAGAGGUGGGUGAAGGACGAUGACGAUGGUACGCCCUGGUAUGAGAGUUUGGGAGGUGGAAAGAAAACCGGCAGUAGUGACAAGUCGUAUGAUCCUUCUAAAGCGCUUUUCCUGGAUACUGCUGGAGACAGAGAUAUUGUUCGAUAUGGAGCAACUACUUGGCAUUCUGCUCCGAGGUACCACAGGGAUGGAAACAACCGCGUGAUGGGCUGGAACGAAGGUAUACGCGUCGUCUACUCUCGAGAUCGUACUCAGAAGGGUAUUGAGCUUGCUCCGAAAGGUCGUCCUUAUGUCCCUAGGUACCACAAACACAUCCGCUCCGCCACAUCCCACAUCUACCGUAUCCUCCUUCCCCCAUCUUCUGACCGGCAACUCGACUAUGAUACUUCCUUUGUCGCAUUUGACUCUCGCCCCAAGAGACUGGAAGAGCCAGACCUCCCUAGCUACCGGAGUAUCACCCACCAAGACUUGCCGGACGAAGGCAAGGGCGGCGAGUAUGAGCUGGUGGAAGAUGCUAUCGGAUCUUUUGCUACCGCAGAGCAGGAAGUGAGAAAGAAGACGGUAGAUAUGGAGCGGCGUUUGAAGGAGCAACCGGAGGACGAAGAUGCCUGGAUCGAGUAUUCGACGCUUCACCUUCAACUAUCGCCCGAGGCGGAAAGAGUCCCGGGCGUCGAUCAGACGCGACUUGCAACGACCAAAGCCCAGGCAGAAGUGACACUUUCUAUCCUCUCUCGAGCUUUGAACGCGACACCAGAGAAUGGGUACUCUAUCGCACUUCAUCUGGCGUAUAUCCGUUCCGCCGAAAAGAUCUGGCCCGGCCGUAAGGUCACUGAGCGAUGGAAGAAUGUUCUCAGGGAGCUCGGCCAAGCCAGCGAUCGUAGACCAGGGCUGGAAGAAGGUAUGAUGAAGCUUUGGCUAGGCUAUAUCGAAUGGAGGGAAGGACAAGGAUUUGGGAAAGGCGAUGGGGAGGAGAGUGGUGGUGGGGUGGACGAAGUCGUGGACGUUUACGUGGAGUGUAUCGAGAGGUUGAAGAAUGGGAUGGGUGGGGAUGCGUUGGCGAGAGAGGAGAAUCUCGUGUAUUUCUUCUUGAGGGCGUGUCUCUUUAUUAAGCAGGCAGGAUACCAAGAGAGAGCACUUGCAGCAUUCCAAGCGCUUAUGGAAAUUACCUUCUUCAAACCGGACCACCUUCGCCAUCAACCACAUCCAUCGCAACGCGAAGCGUGGUUCACAUCGGUCACAUCGACAUUCGAGGAAUUCUGGGACUCGGAAGCCCCGAGGAUAGGUGAGCCUGGCUCUACGGGCUGGCGCAAUACCCCGGCAAAUACGCCACCGCCUCCUUCUGUCCCACGGGAUCCACUGGUGUACAAGUCCGAGGAUCCGUACGAGAGGUGGCUCGAGACCGAGCUGCGAGCUGAAACGUUGUUUGCCCGACCUGGGCGCGCGACAGAUCUAGACGAUGAGCUUGAAGACGACCCUUUCCACAUCGUCGUCUUUUCCGACCUCUCCCCCUUUCUCUUUCCCAUCUUUUCGCCCGAGGUACGGCUGCAGCUCAUCUAUGCGUUCCUUACUUUUCUUGGGCUUCCGUUCACGCCUCCAGGGGUCCCGAGCACUUCACCGGCAAAUGCGGAUCCGCAUUUUCAAUGGUUGCUUGCUGCCAACCAACGUGCAAGGAUGUCGUUCUGGCCGCCCAAGCCGUCGGUCAAACGUAUACACUGGCAGACUGUCGCUGGCGAACCAAUGGACCCGGAACGCCCGCUCUCCAUCUCGUCGCCCUUUUCUUGCCCCGUCAAGAACUGGGCACAAACGCGCUCGACGUUAUUUGCCAAGAGCACCGGGAGCGGGGCAUGGUUCAGGGAUUUGGAGAGGAUCGAUUUGGAAGGGGUGGACGUGGAGGUUGUAAGAGAGGUGUUCAGGAUCAUGGGGCCGUUGGUGCCCGAUCCUGGGUUUACGCUCGCUGGAUUUGCUGUUGAAGCUGCCCUCUCGCCCAAAAAUGCUAUCAAAGCGGCCAAAUCCAUUCUUUCGCAGGAUCGCACCAAUUUGCUGCUGUGGGAUGGUUAUGCCCGACUUGAACGUCAGCGCGGAAAUGCAUCGACAGCCCGAACAGUCUAUAUCACCGCAUUGCAAGCUGCUAAACAAGAGAGAGAGGGGAGAGAAAAGACGGAGGACGAGAUGGAUCUAUGGGCAGGAUGGGCAGAGAUGGAGUUUGAGGAGGGGGACAAGGAGAGGUGCUUGGACGUCGUGGUCAUGGCUGCGGGGAUUGGAGAGGACAGCAUCAGUUUAGGUCAAAAUGAAACGUCUACCCCUUCACCGCUGAGCCUGCUCAAGACGCGGCAGUACUAUCACCGACUUGCCCCCACUGGGAGCGCGCUACUCCUUUCCUCGCUCCUGACGUACCUUGUCGACGGCAUCGACACAACAUGUGAUGCCCUCCUCAACAUUGCGUUCGCCCACCCCACGUCGAGCGGUGAAUGUGAAGAGGCACUGCAACUCCUUUCCCAGAUCAUGUUCCGCCACGCGACAUUCACGCCCUCGACGCCUGCCUACCUUUCCCGCCAUGUGCUCGAACGCGCCCUCGGGGCGUUCCCCAACAACACGGCGCUGCUAUCGCUGUACAUGUACGGGGAGCUGCACAACCGAGUGUAUGGGCGGGUGCAGCGGCUGAUUGGAGAGAUGACGGCGGAGCCGUCGGCCAACGCUGAGGGGAAAGGAGUGGUGGGGUAUCUGUGGGCGGUGUGGGCGGAGGCGGUGGCUGCGCAUCGAACAUUCUGGGACGCUGGCGGGGGCGGGGCUGAGCGGGUGCGGAUGGCCCUCGACAAGGGUAUAAAUUCGAGUCGCGGCCGUUACUGUGCUGCGUUGUGGACGCUGUACAUCGAGUUCGAGGUGCACAUGGGCCGCGCUGCCUCGGCCAAGCAGCUCUGCUACCGGGCUGUGGCGUCGCUGGGGGCAUGCAAGGGACUGUAUCUGCUCCCGUUCUCGCGUGCUCUUCGGCCGCACUUUUCGGGCACUGAACUGGCGGGGUGGACCGAGCUGGCGAUCGAACGUGGGCUGCGUGUGCGGGACGCGUCCGGGCUUUGGGACACGGACGGGGAGGAGGAGAUGGUGUCAGAUGGGGGGUCCGAGCUGGGCUUCCUGGCUGAGCGCGAGAUGAUGAAACCGUACUAG
Molecule: messenger RNA, 3686 nt
Organism: Cryptococcus amylolentus CBS 6039
Lineage: Eukaryota; Fungi; Basidiomycota; Tremellomycetes; Tremellales; Cryptococcaceae
Exons: 10
Coding region: 45-3686 (1213 amino acids)
Biological process (GO): negative regulation of RNA catabolic process; RNA processing; regulatory ncRNA-mediated post-transcriptional gene silencing
Cellular component (GO): catalytic step 2 spliceosome
Molecular function (GO): protein binding
Source: RefSeq, a predicted model, not a curated record